AAUCAGUGUCAAAAGAAGAGAUAAGAAUUCCAGGAGAAAAAUACCAAGAUGAGGUUAUAGGGUGAAUUAUGUGACAGUAAAAAACCCAGGUCUGGUAAAACUUUUAAAGAACAUACAACUGACUAUGCAUGCGCCACAUAUAUAAGGUAUCAUAUGGAUGUGAAUAAUUAGUUAAGGCAAUGGAGAUUGGUCUGUUCUAGAAAGAAAAGGUGAAUGCCCCGCCUAGGGAUAAUUUUACUGCUUCAGAGAGGUAAAUAAAGACAUGUUUGUGUAUGUAUAAUAGGCAACAGAUCAGUAACAUGAUUGGGUAUAAAAAGAGUAUCUUAGAGAGGCAGAGUCUCUCACAAGUAAAGAUGGGCAUGUUGCACUGUGAUUAAAUACAUUAGAGAGUUAUGAAUGCAUAAUGCAGAUGAAUUUUCAGUAUAACUAUAUAUCACUGUUCUUUAGCGUUCAUCUAAAAGAACCUGCUCAAAGAGUCGACUCUUUUCCGAACGACACAUGAAUCAUAAUGAUUCUUCCUGCAGAAAGUGAAAGUAUUUGUAACUUCAGACUCGGAGCCGUUUUUUGUGGUGUGUUUGGUAAGUUAAAUAAAAAAACUUCAACUCCAGACAGAAACGGUGAUGUUAAUGUUACACAACAAGGACUGUUGACAAAAGGAGUAUAAGCCAUUCCAGCAGAAGAGAUCAGACUCUUCAGGACUCUGUGCUGUGUGUCUGUUCAUACUUUACUAAUAUUCAAAGAUGGAGACCUCUGAUCUGGACACAGAAAAUGGGAGCCAACCUUCAAAAAAGGGUAAAUUUCAGAUAAAGGGAUCAGACUCCCCAACACCCAGCUGUGUCUCCAUGAAGAGUGAUGCAUCUUUAGAUCCUCCUCCAAAAUUUAAAGAUGGAGACUCCUCCUCUGUAGACAGUAAAAUCCAGAUAAAGGGAUCAGACUCCCCAACACCCAGCUGUGUCUCCAUGAAGAGUGAUGCAUCUUUAGAUCCUCCUCCAAAAUUUAAAGAUGGAGACUCCUCCUCUGUAGACAGUAAAAUCCAGAUAAAGGGAUCAGACUCCCCAACACCCAGCUGUGUCUCCAUGAAGAGUGAUGCAUCUUUAAAUCCUCCUCCAAAAUUUAAAGAUGGAGACUCCUCCUCUGUACACAGUGUUCAGCAGAAGUCAGAAGACAGAACUCCAAAGUACAUCAUCACAGAUACAGGGCACGACCCAGAAACUGCUUUAAAUGAAUUCCAGAAGAACUUCAAGUUAAAUCUGAUUACGAAGUUCCAGUGUUUGAAUGGAGUGAUAAUAAACCAGGGACACCGAACACUCCUGAAUGAGAUCUACACAGAGCUCUAUGUCACAGAGGGAGACAGUGGAGACAUCAAUUAUGAGCAUGAGGUGAGGCAGAUUGAGGCAGCAUCCCGGAGAACAACAACAGAGGACACACCAAUCAAAUGCAAUGACAUCUUUAAGCUCUUAUCUGAAGAAGACAAACCCAUCAGAACUGUGCUGACAAAGGGAGUCGCUGGCAUCGGAAAAACAGUCUCUGUGCAAAAGUUCAUUCUGGAUUGGGCUGAAGGGAAAGCAAAUCAGGAUGUCUACCUCAUAUUUGCACUUCCUUUCAGAGAGCUGAAUUUGAUUCCGGACCAAAAACUGAGUCUGAUGGAGCUCCUUCAUGUCUCUUUUAAGGAGGUAAAAGAAACAGACAUUUCCAGCUUGGAAAAGGUCCUAUUUAUUUUUGAUGGUUUGGAUGAGUGCCGUUUCUCUCUAGAUUUCCAGAACACAGUGAGGUUGUGUGAUGUAACUGAAUCAGCAUCAGUGCAUGUGCUGCUGAUAAACCUGAUCAAAGGAAAUCUGCUUCCAUCUGCUCUCAUCUGGAUCACCUCCCGACCAGCAGCAGCUGAUCAAAUCCCCUCUGAGUGGUUUUGUCGAGUCACAGAGGUACGAGGGUUCAAUGACCCACAGAAGGAGGAGUACUUCAGGAAGAGGAUCAGUGAUCAGAACCUGGCCAAUAACAUCAUCACACACCUGAAGUCAUUACGAAGCCUCUACAUCAUGUGCCACAUCCCAGUCUUCUGCUGGAUUUCAGCCACUGUUCUAGAGAGAAUGUUGGGUGAAGCAGAGAGUGGAGAGAGCCCCAAGACUCUGACUCAAAUGUACACACACUUCCUCAUCAUUCAGAUAAACAUUAUAAGAGAAAAGUACUCAAAGAAGCAGGAGAGUGAUGAAGAAAUGCUUUUCAAACUUGGACAACUGGCUUUUCAGCAGCUGAUGAAAGGCAACCUGAUUUUCUAUGAGGAAGACCUGAGAGAGUGUGGUAUUGAUGUGAGAGAAGCAGCAGUGUACUCAGGUGUGUGUACACAAAUCUUCAGAGAGGAGUUUGGGCUUCAUCAGAGUAAAGUGUACUGCUUUGUUCAUCUGAGCGUUCAGGAGCAUCUUGCAGCUCUGUAUGUGCACCUGACAUUCAUGAUGGAAAAGAGAAAUGUUCUAGAUCAGAGUCAGCCUUCAAAACUGGAAAUGAAAGAAAUUACAAUCUCGGAUGUCCAUAAGAGUGCGGUACAUAAAGCUUUACAAAGUCAGACUGGACAUCUGGACCUUUUCCUUCGAUUUUUUCUGGGUCUCUCACUGGAGUCCAACCAGAAUCUCUUACAUCACUUAGUAACACAGACAGGAAGUAGCUCCCACAGCAAAGAGAAAACAGUUCAGUUCAUUAAGAAUGAGAUCAGUAGAGAUCCUCCUACAGAAAAAUCCAUCAAUCUCUUCUACUGUCUGAAUGAACUGGGUGACAAUUCUCUAGUGGAGGAAAUCGAACACUACCUGAAAUCUGGAAAACAACGUGAACUCUCUUCUUCACAGUGGUCUGCUCUGGUGUUUGUGCUACUGACAUCAGCACAGGAGCUGGAAGAAUUUGACCUGAGCAAAUAUACCAGUACAGACAGCAUAUCAGAUUGGGUUCUUGUGAAGGUGAUGCCUGUGGUUGCAGAAUCCAGAAAAGCAAUUAUCAGUUGUGGUACAAUUAAAAGGAGAGGUUGGACGGCUCUGGCUUCAGUGCUCAGAUCAGAAACCUCCAAACUUAGAGAACUGAAUCUGACUGUGAAUACACUGGAUCUGACUGGGAAUAAUCUAGGAGACUCAGGAGUGAAGUGUCUUUCUGCUGUACUGGAGGAUCCUCACUGUAAAGUGGGGACACUGAGGUUGCAGCAUUGUGGUGUCUCAGAUAAAGGCUGUGCUUCUCUGGCUUCAGCUCUGAGAUCAAACCCCUCACACCUGAGAGAUCUGGAACUAUCUAAUAAUAAUAAUGUAGGAGACUCAGGAGUGAAGUGUCUCUCAGCUGUACUGGAGAAUCCUCACUGUAAACUGGAGACACUGAGGUUGUGCGAUUGUGGUGUCUCAGAUGAAGGCUGUGCAGCUCUGACUUCAGCUCUGAGCUCAAACCCCUCACACCUGAAAAAACUGAAUUUGUCUAGGAAUCAACUAGGAGACUCAGGAGUGAAGUGUCUCUCUGCUGUACUGGAAAAUCCUAACUGUAAAGUGGAGACACUGAGGUUGCAGCGUUGUGGUGUCUCAGGUGAAGGCUGUGCUGCUCUGACUUCAGCUCUGGGAUCAAACCCCUCUCACCUGAGGGACCUACAUCUGUCUGAGAAUAAACUAGGAGACUCAGGAGUGAAGUAUCUCGCUGCUGUACUGGAGAAUCCUCACUGUAAAUUGGAGACACUGAGGUUGUUUAAUUGUGGUGUCACAGAUGAAGGCUGUACUGCUCUGGCUUCAGCUCUGGGAUCAAACCCCUCACGCCUGAGAGAACUGCAUCUGUCUGAAAAUAAUCUAGGAGACUCAGGAGUGAGGUGUCUCUCUGCUGUACUGGAGAAUCCUCACUGUAAACUGGAGACACUGAGGUUGUGUGGCUGUGGUGUCUCAGAUGAAGGUUGUGCUGUUCUGGUUUCUGCUCUGAGAUCAAACCCCUCACACCUGAGAGAACUGGAGCUGAAGGGGAAUAAAAUUGGAGAUUCAGGAAAGAAGAUGCUCUCUGCUCUUCAGGAUGAUGAAAAUUACAAUCUGCAGGAACUGAAUUGGUGAUGAGCAGCUGUGUGUGUGUCUCAUGAAGACUCCAGUGUCCCUGCCUUUCCGCGUUGGAGAAUAGAGAACAUGUUUACAGACACAUCAGUCAAUUAGUUCUCAGUGUAUAUUUAAUGUGUUGGAAGUGAGACAUGUGUUCAUCAUGCACAGUGAAUCAGACGGUACACAAUUCUACAUUUAGACUGAACAGGAUCCAGACAUUACGUCUGAAAUCAGAACAGCUGGAAUGGAGACUCUGGGUUGAUUAUAACACCUGAACUUACUGAGUGUCACAAUCAGACCGUGGAAACACAGUGAUCCUCCUGCUCAUUGAACACCUCGUUCAGUCUGAAUGUUCAUCUGAUAUCCAUUUUGUAUUUUGAAGAGACUGAGGCAGAGUUUUCAUUAGCUGAUAAAUACCAAGCAGAUCAGGUGGUAAGUUUCAAAUGAACACAGCUUUAGUGAUGUUACGCAGAGUAUCAUGUCAGAGUAUGUGUCAUUUCUUUUUUUUAAAUCUGUAAUAUUACAACUAUGAGAGAACCUGUUCAUGAUUUGCAUUAUUUUUGUUGAUUAAUAAGGAAUGUAUAAAUUUGGUGCAUUAUUAAACAUGAGAUUUACCAAAGUGAAGAGGUCAUCAAACCCAGACCCCUGGUAAUGUACUCUCUCAAUGCUCCAUUCACUGUAUAUCCAUGAUUGUGAUAGUGAUCCUGCAUAAAAUUCUAAGACUUGCAGGUCAUACAAACAUCAUCUUAUUU
Messenger RNA from Ictalurus furcatus (blue catfish), 4789 nucleotides. RefSeq names its product NACHT, LRR and PYD domains-containing protein 12. Bases 741 to 4055 code for a protein of 1104 amino acids. NCBI's taxonomy places the organism in Eukaryota, Metazoa, Chordata, Actinopteri, Siluriformes, Ictaluridae. Gene Ontology annotation, molecular function: protein binding. The transcript is spliced from 14 exons. The record is from RefSeq and is a predicted model, not a curated record.